Pocillopora meandrina is the source of this 2446-nucleotide messenger RNA. The record is from the annotation of a GenBank genome assembly. Lineage: Eukaryota; Metazoa; Cnidaria; Anthozoa; Scleractinia; Pocilloporidae.
AUGGACGUGAAUUGCAGUGAUCCGUUUUCAACGACUCUAAAUGACAAUCCCGAACAAGUUAGAAUCAAGUCAGUCAAACUGUCCCAGUUGCUUUAUGCUGAUGCCGCGAACGAUGUCUUUACAAGAGAAUCACUGGUAGGCUAAGUUUUUUCAAUUCUAAUUUUUUUGAUAUAGAUGAAAUAAAUGGAAAUAGCUUAAAUCUUACUUUUAUCAAAUGCUGCCAGCAUUGAAAUGUUUUGAGGAAAGAACAUGCAAUCAUUUUACAUCUUAAGUUUUUUAGUUGUGAUGAAACCGACAAUACAAGUGUAACUUGUUUUCCAAGUGUGGUUCAUCUCAUUCUCUGUUGUCUCUCAGUGAUAUCUUCUCAUAUACAUUUUAAAAAAUUGCAGAAGAAAAAAAGACAUCUCGAAAAGGAAAGAGGCAAAGGCGAAGGAGAAAGUGAUAAUGCAUGUGACAUACGACAUCCUUCCUGUCCACUGCUUCCAUUUCGAUUCGAUACUCAGGUAGAAGUUAAAAAAUUUACAUAAGCCUAGCCAACACAUUCAUAUCAGUUUCGCGUUUAUUAAUAUUUUGCCUGUUACUUAGAAACAGAAAAUCUCUGUUAUUUUAAUUUUUUCACUUCCUGCUAUGAUCGUCGGAUCAUCUCAUCAACAAACCACAGAAACCUAAUCAUAUAAAUGUUUUCCAUAUGAUUAUUAAAACAGUACCCCCCAUUAAAACCAUCAAAGCCAUGCAAGAUAUGCAACUUGUCACCUUGUCAAGUGAUUGGUUGAUUCGUUGCUACGAGAAAUGAAUAUUUCAUAAUGUAUGAGUUAAAAGGGAAAGGGAAAAAGACGAAGGCGAAGGGAGAAGUGUAAAGGUUUGUGACAUACAAGAUCAUCCUUCACGUUCACUGCUACAAUUUCGAUUCCACACUCAGGUAGAAGUUAAUAAUUGACAAAGGCCUAGCAAUCACAUCCAUAUCAGUUUCGUUUUAAUAUUUUACCUGUUACCUUGUUUCCCUGGGUAGAUGAGACAAAAGCUUCAAGAUCUCCUCUUAAUUAUUAUGAUAAUAGGAGACAAUUUAUUUUUGGUAUCAUUAUUAAUCAUCGCUUCAAUUUUGGAAACAUACCUGUCGACUAAAAUAAGGGAAGCUGAAUUGAAAAAAAUUUCACGAUCUCAAAAUUUAGAAUUUUAGUUAUGCAGAUGCAUACUACAAAGUUUCUGAAAAAAAGUAUGUGACAGCAGACAUUAUUGGACAAAAAUUUCAUCGAUUCCAAUCGGCAUAAUUAGGUCUGGUUUUUAAUUGCGAAAAGCUUGCCAGAAAGAUAAGUUUUUUAAAUAGACAUUCCUUUUCAGGUUGUUCCGAAACAUAUUUAGGAUCUUAAAUGUCAAUGUUUUGAAAUACUUUACCAUCAAUAGAUAUCGUCCUAUGAGCUGAAAUUUGAGAUAACAGUUUGGUUUGAACGUAUUUAAUUUACUGAAGAAGCCGUAAAAAAAUAUUUGGUUAGCAAGUUUCGAUAAUCUGUAAAAUCAUAAGCAUAAAAAUCUGGAAGGUUGUUUGCUUUUGGUAAAAUGUUACGCCCCAUAAAAUGACUAGACGAUACGUCACAUCUUCCUUAUUUUUUUCCUGAAGCAUCUUAGCGGGCUGGUAUCUUCAAGCUCCUUUUUAACUUACUGUCUUGAAAAAAAGGAGGAAGAAGUAUGUAGAGUUUGUCGCACCUUAUUUUGUGAAGAGUAAUUCUGAAAAUUUUGUUGAUUCCACAGUUUUGCAAUUGUUUUGAUCAUUGUUCUGUUUGGCAUUGAACUAAACCACGCAAGGUCUUGCCAUAGGUUUGAUAAGAGGCGUAAUGGAUCCCUUUCAUGCUUUAAAAUACUAAAUAUGACUUGACUUUAACAUACGAAAAUUUCUUGUCUCUAGCAUGGGCUUUAAGGCCUCCAAGAGCUAGCUGUGGGAACCCCUAUUUUGACAACUUCGAAAGUGGUUGAUGCAACAGCCUUGCCGUCAAAAAACAUUUUCGCCAGCAACUGAGUUUCAGUAAUUUGUAAAAUCAGAGGCAUACAAUCUCAAAGGUCAUAUGCUUUUCGUAAAACUUCAUGCCCCAUAAAAUUGCUCGAAGAUAAGUCACAUCUCCCCUAUUUCGAAAGGGUCGUUAUGGAACCCUUUCCCAAUAUCUGCUUGUUUGUCAGUGUCUUGUACGCCAUAAUUGUCAUAAUUGCUCGUCCUAUAUAAAUUUCUAGGUUAUUGCGUCUUUCUUAUCAAGAUAGCGCAGAUUCGCGGGCGCCCACUAUUUCACUGUCGGAUUGUUGGAAGAUCCCGAACUCGGAAUCGUGUUCGCAUUAGAAUUUACAGAUUCAAAUAAUAAACUCUUUUUCAUUACUUCUACGUUUCUAGGAAGAACCGGAGAAAAUUUACGGGAAACGAAAGAAGAGGAAAAUCAAAUCCACCUUAAAUUCGGUUUCUAAG